Messenger RNA from Fomitopsis serialis, 482 nucleotides. RefSeq lists its product as uncharacterized. Bases 177 to 422 code for a protein of 81 amino acids. NCBI's taxonomy places the organism in Eukaryota, Fungi, Basidiomycota, Agaricomycetes, Polyporales, Fomitopsidaceae. The record is from RefSeq and is a predicted model, not a curated record. The transcript has a single exon.
GGACUGCGCGGUCCUGCGAUCUCGGAAGCUGGGCCUGCCAUAUCGGGCAGUCACGCUGGCGAGCGCGUCCUGUCCGCGUCCAAAAAGUUUCGCGUUUACACCUCCUCGUCCCUCGCGUUCCCGGCUUCUCCUUCAAAUCGCUGUUGGGGUCUCAAGUGGGAGUCUGCAUAGAAGGGAUGUUGCCACUCGGUCUUCGGCUAAGCGCAAGCAGCUCUCGCGGUGCCGCACGGCUCGUGCCAGCGUGCAGACAUGGUCGCUGGGUGUGGUCCAGGAAAUACCACGAGCGGAAAGGACUGCCAUAUCCGAUUGAGAAUGGUCUUGGGGAGUUUAUGUCACCGGAGGCAUUAAAGGUCGUUGCGCUGGACUACCAGAAUGGUCUCCUAGAGAGACUGAACGACCAGAUCCGAGGUGCGUCUGUGUAACCUAUUGUUACUCAGUCCUAGGUACUCAUGUGCGACCAGGUACCGUGCUGGAGAACAAGA